This is a messenger RNA of Phacochoerus africanus (Common warthog), 3048 nucleotides long. RefSeq names its product RAB21, member RAS oncogene family (gene RAB21). Lineage: Eukaryota; Metazoa; Chordata; Mammalia; Artiodactyla; Suidae. The coding region runs from base 293 to 961 and encodes 222 amino acids. Gene Ontology annotation, biological process: Rab protein signal transduction. Gene Ontology annotation, molecular function: GTPase activity; GTP binding. The transcript has 7 exons. The record is from RefSeq and is a predicted model, not a curated record.
GCGAUCAUGUGACCCGAAGUGUGACGUAGGAGGAAGGAGACGCCAUUAGAGGGAGGCGGAGAGGGACAGCUCUGCCUUUCCUCGGAUACCUGACGUGGUGGCUGGGGCCCGUCAUUCUCGGACUUUACCUCGGUCCUUCCAGGCCUUGCCCGGAGGAGGGAGUGGAGACGGUGCCCGGGAUUGGCGGCGCCCGAUGCGGAGGGGCCUGUACCGGCCGAGGCUGUGAAGGAGCUGCGGUGGCCGUGGGGAGCUCGGCACGGCUCUAGGGCUCGGGCGUUAGGGACGCGACGGGAUGGCUGCGGCCGGCGGCGGCGGGGCGGCGGCAGCCCGAGCCUACUCGUUCAAGGUGGUGCUGCUGGGGGAAGGCUGCGUGGGAAAGACGUCGUUGGUGCUGCGCUACUGCGAGAACAAGUUCAACGACAAGCACAUCACCACUCUGCAGGCAUCAUUUUUAACAAAGAAGUUAAAUAUUGGUGGGAAACGAGUAAAUCUUGCUAUAUGGGAUACAGCAGGUCAAGAGAGAUUCCAUGCAUUGGGGCCAAUUUACUACAGAGAUUCAAAUGGAGCUAUUUUAGUUUAUGAUAUAACAGAUGAAGACUCUUUUCAGAAGGUUAAAAACUGGGUCAAAGAAUUACGGAAAAUGUUGGGGAAUGAAAUCUGUUUAUGUAUAGUUGGUAAUAAGAUAGACUUGGAGAAGGAGAGACAUGUUUCCAUUCAAGAAGCAGAAUCGUAUGCAGAAUCUGUGGGAGCAAAACAUUAUCAUACUUCAGCCAAACAGAACAAAGGAAUUGAGGAACUCUUUCUUGACCUUUGUAAAAGGAUGAUAGAAACAGCACAAGUGGAUGAGAGGGCAAAAGGCAAUGGCUCCAGUCAACCAGGAGCUACAAGGCGAGGUGUGCAGAUUAUUGAUGAUGAACCUCAAGCCCAGAGCGGUGGUGGAGGGUGCUGUUCUUCUGGAUAACUGUUGACCCCUAAGAAAUUAAACAAACUGUGGAUCAUUGCCCUCAACAUGAAGACUGCCAUAUUCCAAGUCACAUUAUUUUACCAAUGGAAUUAUAGGAUUAACAGUAUUUUAAAUUAUGUUUAUAACACUGCAGAGACCUUAAGUGCUAAACUUAGUGGAGUUUGUGACCAGAGAAUUGGCAUUUUCUACAAAUGUUAACAAAGCAAUUACCAAUGGCCUUUUUACAUAUUUUUUUUCUUUAAUAAGGAAUAAUAUGCAUGUAGAAAAGACCUACUUAAAGUCUUCAUUUAUAUUCUUUUAAAUCAGAUCUUUAUUUAAUAACUUAUAUAUGUUGUUGGAAUGGUAUACAUUUUUGCAGCCCUUUGUAUUUUGUGGUAGUUUGAAUUGUAUCACUUCUAAACAGCAAACUUUUUGUUUUCAUUUUUUUUUUAAUUAGCAGAUACCUGAAGUACUAUUUUUGCAGGGUUUGCACAGGCCCUUAACUGUCUACUACUUUGAUAUAAUCUAUAUACAUCCUGUAUGCUGAGCUGGUAAAAUACAUUGUAAACUACAUAUUAAAUAUUUUAUCUGCUUUUACAAGCGCAAGGUGCAAAAAUAUAUACGGUAGUCUCAUUGAUGACUGUAAAGUGAAUUAACAUUUGGUGAUAAUGCCUAAGCUUUUUGACUCUGAUAUAAAAAUUAUAGCUCCCCUUCACUUUUGUCUUAACUUAAAAGUGGCGUGUUUAAAUUUUCUCAUAUACUUUACUUGAACUAUUGCUGUUGUCACAUUUUUUGCCUCUGUAAAUCCAUCUGAUGAUUGAACAACAGCAUUUGCCUUUUGGUUUGGGUUUUUUUGUUGUUCUUUUGUUGGGGUUUUUGUUCUUUUGUUUUUUUGUUUUUGUUUUUUGGGAUAAGAGAUGACUUCUGAUUUUGCUUUAGAAUGGUUACCUUAGAAGUAUUUGAGUGGAGCAUGCUGAGUUUCACUUCUGCAACGGCUUUAGUUUUCUCUUAGGCUUUAUAUGAGAUGGAUUCACUGGUGUGAGAAGAAAGUUAGAAGAAGUCCCAGAUAGUAGCCACUCACCAAGACUCAUUCAUACAGCAUGUUGGUGGUAGUUUCUGCUCCCGAGGAAGCACUUGUAGAUCUUUUGUGAGCAAGCUGUUUUUGUUCAUUGCUUGCCAGAGAUGAACACAGAAAUUUUUGUUUCAUUUUAUAAGAGCUAUCCUUCUAAGUUUCUUUGAAGGGACACAUUUCAUGUAAUGCAGUUAUAGCGAACACUGGAAAGAUUUAUUAUAAAAUUAUAUUCUUGUAUACUUUGUAAAUUAGUUUCUCACUAGGUUUUGUUUUUUUUUUCCUAAGUAAGCAUAGGACUGAACUUAAAUUUGUUAAUUUUAAUAGAAUCAGGCACUGCUCACUGAAGGAACACAAAUUGUGGAAAUUAACAUAAAUUGUUCUUGUUCUAAUACAUAUAUUUUUCCAUUUCUGUCAUGCUUGGAAAACCAGUAAAUGUUAUGUCUAAGAUAAAAUGGAAUGUCCCUGGGUUUCCUUUUUGUAAGAAGCAGAAGUAUGCAAUAAAGUUACUAGCAUGAGCAAUUAAGAGGAUAUGAAGAGGUCAUAGUUAAUAAAGAAGAAACUUUCCCAGAUGGGUUAAAGUUGAAUAGAUCAACACCUUGAUGUGAUGCUAGAAUUUUAACUUAGUAUUAAGUAUUCCAUACUUCCUCAUUUUGCCUUCUUCAGUUAUCAUCCUUGCCAAACUCAACACACUGCUUCUCUGUUGUGUGUGGUAAGGGAGGGUAGGGUGGGACAAGUCCUCAGGAAGAUAAGCUAAAACUGUCUUCUUCUAUGAGAUGACUGUACUCUAUGUAGUUUCUUGGUUUCCUUUGAAAUUACUAUUUAUGCAGGGGGUAGAGGGAGGCAGAGGGAAUCAUGAGUACACAUAUAGGAAAAAUUGUUUUUGCCCUCUUGAUUCUUUCGGUGAUGGUAAUGAAAGGCUUGACAUUUGUAGAUGGAAAAUAAGCCCUUCUCCACUGGAAUGAAGUAUGUUUAUAAAACUAAUGCGAUGAAAUUGAGCUUUAUUCCAAAAAAAUAAAGUCAUAAAGCCUGAUAA